Amphimedon queenslandica is the source of this 715-nucleotide messenger RNA. RefSeq lists its product as uncharacterized. NCBI's taxonomy places the organism in Eukaryota, Metazoa, Porifera, Demospongiae, Haplosclerida, Niphatidae. Bases 26 to 715 code for a protein of 229 amino acids. The record is from RefSeq and is a predicted model, not a curated record. Gene Ontology annotation, molecular function: protein binding. The transcript is spliced from 3 exons.
GUUUUAUGUAUAGCAUUGGGAAAGUAUGAAAGAAGGAUCAAUAUCUGGUGAGAGACUCUGGACUAGAGAGAGAGAUGCUCAUGCUAGUGCUAUUAUCAAUGGUGACUCUACCUCACCUGCACUAGUAGUGAUUGGUGGACGGAAUAAUGAUCAACUAAUGAAUGAAUGUUUAUUAUUUGAUAAUAUCACUACUGGUCAGUUCAGUUGUAAGAAGAUUCCUCUGCCUCAAUCUGUUACUGGUAGAUACCGUCACUCAGUCACGGCAGUCUCAAUGUCACCACACUGUGUGUGGCUUGCAAUUGUUGGAGGAUAUGAAAGGUUGGAAUAUAUACGUGAUGAUGGAGGAAUGAUAAAGCCAAGAGUUACAUUUGUCACUCAGUCUGAUAGAAUAAUGAUAAUAAUUGAAUUAGUAUAUACUGAAGCUGGUGAGUGGAUAGUACUGUCAGUACUGGAUGGUAAUGAUCUCACUUGCAAGAAAUAUCAAGAAAAGUAUUCAUCAUACAGCAAAACCAGAACAUGGUGGAUGGAUCAGCUAAUAGAAUAUCCCACAGAGAAGGAAAUGAAGCUUCAGAGAUACAUCCAGUCUUUACAUCAAGAACUACAAGUGGCUCAUCAGAACAAAGUAUCACUACAGGAGGCCCUGACUGAGGCCAAUAAACAAGGUACAUGUUUACAAUGUCUUACAUAUAACAUCCAUUUUACACUUAAAUAUUAG